Molecule: messenger RNA, 1506 nt
Organism: Prorocentrum cordatum
Lineage: Eukaryota; Dinophyceae; Prorocentrales; Prorocentraceae
Source: the annotation of a GenBank genome assembly
GAUGAGGGGGCGGCCGCGCAGCCUGCGCGGCAAGCGAGGCGCCGCGGGCGGCGCGAGGACGCCGCGCCCACGCAGAAGGGCAUCGACGCUCUCGUCGACCAGGUGUCCGAGGCUCCAGCGGAGUUCGCAGAGAGCGUGGACAUGUGGCAGACGGUAGAGGCCAUGCAGCUGGUCUCGAAGAAGAUGCCUGCGCUCUGCAAGGUCGGGAAGCAGGAUGCUGAGGGGUGGCUCGGGAACUGCAUCGACGAGCUCAGCGACGUGAAGAAGAUCAAGAACCUCCACCUGGACACGCUAAAGCAGGGCCUCGUCGACGCCCGCGUCGCGUUGUCGAAGUUCUUCGCUAGCAUGGGCGACGUCGAAUUCCCCCUCGCGUUCACUCCGUACAAGGAGAAGUUUGGCAGGCUCCACGAGUCGCACCAGGCCGCGUGGAAGGCCGUGCUGCGAGCGAAGGCUGGCGCACAGGCCGUGCAGGCCGAGCAGAGUGGGCAUGAUCAGAAGGCCAAUGAAUCGUGGCGCGCCAAUCGCGACAAGUACCGCAAGUACUUCGCGGGCCGCGGUGCCCCGACGGCGACGGCUAAGGUCGUGGGCGACACGAUCUACAGCAUGGCCUGCCCACCAGGCGAAGUUGACAUCGAUCUCUCCUACGAGUCCCCCGAGUGCAACGUCGUUGAGGGCUCCACGGCUGACGUCUUCACUCGCCCAUUCCGCAUCAAGUUCAACGCCUCCGAGGACCGCGCCCAGAAGGAUCACUUCCACAACGUCUUCGGCCAGCUCUAUUUGGACAACAAGAUUCAGGCGACGGCGAAGAUGCGGGAGUGCAACCAGGUCAUGAAGCAGCCGACUGCCAACAUGUGCUGCACGUUCGGCUCCAUCCAGUUGUCGACGGACAUCGACCUGAAGCCGUCCUGGGUCACCGACGCCUCGAAGCGGUUGCAGCCGAUCGUUGGCCUUCGUUCGGUCGUGCGGGUUUCUCACACGGAGUCCGUGGACGUUACUUUGGACGCGUGGCCGUGGCGUGGAGUGCCAGCUUUCUUGACCCAGGACUGCGGCAGGUCUGUGAUUUCAGUUGUGCCGCCCGACGUCGCCACCGCCAUCGGCAACCCGCAGGAGUGGUUGGCGAGCCUCAGUUCCGACGGUUUGCAGGACUACCCCGCCUGGAUGCUCGAGGAGGGGAGUUCGCUCUUCGUGCCGUGCGGAUCGUUCCCUAUCAUUGUCGGCGCGUGCCCUCUCAUUGACGUCGCUUCCAAGGAGGCGGACUUGAAGGCGACGAAGGGGAAGGAUAACCAGCGCCACCUCAUCGGGCUCGGAGUUCAGCCGAUGUUCGACGUAGCCUUUUUGAAAGAGCAAGCCUCCCCGAAGGUUGUCAACAGGGUGCUUGCUACCUACCAGGAGGGCGAGGGUAAGAACCUGAAGAGUUGGACGGAGAAGGUCUCUGAGUGGAAGCGGGAUCUCGGGGAGUGGGUCCAGGCGGCGGCCGAGAAAGAGAGCAAGGUGGAUAUCGAGUAG